AUGCAGCUCAAGCUUUCCUUCGUCGCCGGCCUCAUCGCCGCCUCGGCCCUUGCCACCGCCGCUCCCCUCGAGCAGCAGGAGCGCGGCAUCAACAUCGAUAUCUCCAAGCGCGCCAAGCUCACCGUCGAUGGCUCCAGCCAGAUCGACUGGAACAAGGUCGAUGCUCACAUGGCCAGCCUUCGCACCAAGUACGCCAAAAGCUUUGCCAACUACGAGAAGAACACGGGCAAGGUGCACUCGCUCAAGCGCGAUCUCCCCGAGCACCUCACCAAGCGCGCCACCGGCUCCGUCGCCCUCACCGACCAGGAAGGUGGUGAGCUGUGGACCGGCACCAUGGCCUACGGUACCCCAUCGCAGAGCUUCCCCAUCGACUUUGACACUGGCUCUUCCGACACGCUCGUCAACCCUGGCGCUUACACGCCCUCGCAGUCGUCCACCUCCAAGACCAACGGCGACCAGUUCUCCACCUCUUACGGUGACGGCACCACCGCCUCGGGCACCAUCUACACCGACACGGUCCACAUUGGCGGUCUCAACGCUGCCAACACCGCCAUCGGUGUCUCGAACCAGCAGUUCAUCGACUCGUCCGAGGGCUCCCAGGGUAUCUCUGGCAUGGCCUUCCCUCAGCUUGCCGCGUUCGGUUCCAACUACCUGCCCUACUUCUACAGCCUCAAGCAGGCCGGUGUCGUCUCGUCGGGCAAGUUCCAGUUCGACCUUCGCACCUCUGGCUCGUCUCUCUACCUGGGAGGAACCAACUCGGCCAAGUACUCCAGCACCCCCGUUUACGUUGGCAUCGACUCGAACCAGGGCUUCUGGCAGGUCCCCGCCACCGUCAACACUCAGAGCAUCGACUCGAUCGUUGACACGGGUACCACCAUCAUCGUCGCCCCCACCUCCCAGGCCAAGACGCUCUUCAAGCAGCUCAACCUUCCAACGUUCACACAGGACGGCAGUCUUUACGCGUACUUCAACUGCAACUCGCCGCCCAAGGUGACGUUCAAGUACGGCUCCUACAGCAAGACCCUCUCGGCUGCUACCACCUCGUUCGGUACCACCAACUCCGGCCAGUGCGUCCUGUCCGUUGCCGGCUCUGACCUGGGCCUCAACGCCUGGGUCACUGGUGACUCGUUCCUCCAGAACGUCGUCGCCAUCUUUGACACCGACAACAACCGCGUCGGCUUCGCCAACAAGGCUUGA
Molecule: messenger RNA, 1197 nt
Organism: Kalmanozyma brasiliensis GHG001
Lineage: Eukaryota; Fungi; Basidiomycota; Ustilaginomycetes; Ustilaginales
Product: Aspartic peptidase
Exons: 1
Coding region: 1-1197 (398 amino acids)
Biological process (GO): proteolysis
Molecular function (GO): aspartic-type endopeptidase activity
Source: RefSeq, a predicted model, not a curated record